UUGCCGGCCAUUACCGUUCGUCCGUUCCUUUAUCCAUGAUCUCUCUCUUUCCUUUUUUUCUUAACCACAUUGCCUAAAAAGUUUCUAACUUUUUCUUUCUUUCCCGGAGGAAGGACUCGGUUUUGGGUGAGGAAGAAGAGGAGAUAGAGAGAGUGAGAAAGCGCGGCAAGACCGAACUUUGGCGGUUCGGCGGCUCUACGUCGUCGGUUAGUCGAGUCGUCCUGGAGCUCGCCCGUUGUUUCUCGACGGCGGAGGUGGAAGAAAACGACCAGCGAGCCAUGGACAUUGGCGGUCCAACCGAUGUCCGUCACGUGGCUCACGUCACCUUUGAUCGCUUCAAUGGCUUCCUCGGUCUUCCCUCUGAGUUCGAGCCUGAUGUCCCCAGAAAAGCUCCUAGUGCAAGUGCAACAGUGUUUGGGGUGUCGACGGAGUCAAUGCAGUUAUCGUAUGAUUCGAGAGGCAACUGUGUUCCUGUGAUACUGUUGCUAUUGCAGAGCCGGCUAUAUGAUCAAGGAGGCUUGCAGGUUGAAGGAAUAUUCAGAAUUACAGGAGAGAACAGCGAGGAAGACUUUGUAAGAGAGCAGCUUAAUAAAGGGAUCAUACCAGAUGGGAUCGAUGUCCAUUGUUUAGCCGGACUCAUAAAGGCUUGGUUCAGAGAGCUGCCGAGAGGGGUACUUGAUCCUCUGCCAUCGGAGCAAGUGAUGCAGUGUGAGUCAGAAGAGGACUUUGUCAAGGUUGUGAGACUCUUACCUCAAACUGAAGCUUCUCUUCUCAACUGGGCCGUCAAUCUCAUGGCUGAUGUUGUUCAGUUUGAGCAUGUUAAUAAGAUGAACUCUCGUAACCUUGCUUUAGUCUUUGCACCAAACAUGUCUCAGAUGGCAGAUCCUUUAACUGCCUUGAUGUAUGCGGUACAAGUGAUGAAGUUGCUCAAGAGUCUCACGGAGAAAACUGCGAGAGAAAGGGAAACUUCAUCUCCUGGGGUCGAGAGAAGAGGCAACAAUGAAGUGGAAGUUAGCAAGAAGGAAGAAGACAGUGAAGAAGAAGAUGAUGGUGUGUACAUGAUUAAGGAGCAAGAAGCACCAGAGAGAAUAAGAGUGGCUGCUGAUGAGCAGAAGUCUGGAGGCAUGAAGAGUGAGUUUGAGGGAUCUAGUGCUUUGGAUCCAAAUGAUAAUGAUGGAGCUGUGCAGCCACCAAUUUGCACGAAUCGUAUAGGAAGCAAGUGAGAUUUGAUGGGUCUUUUUUUUAAUAGCUAUUUUGUGUGUUUGGAUGCUUUAUUGUAUUGCAUAUGUAACUUCUAAGCAGUGUAGUUUGUUGUUUAAUGUUGAUAUGAUAUGAGACUAACUCUGUGGGAAGAACACCACAAUUGUAUCUGCC
This is a messenger RNA of Capsella rubella, 1374 nucleotides long. Its product is annotated as rho GTPase-activating protein 5. The transcript is spliced from 4 exons. Bases 279 to 1223 code for a protein of 314 amino acids. NCBI's taxonomy places the organism in Eukaryota, Viridiplantae, Streptophyta, Magnoliopsida, Brassicales, Brassicaceae. Gene Ontology annotation, molecular function: GTPase activator activity. The record is from RefSeq and is a predicted model, not a curated record. Gene Ontology annotation, biological process: signal transduction.